Sturnus vulgaris (Common starling) is the source of this 1330-nucleotide messenger RNA. RefSeq names its product haloacid dehalogenase like hydrolase domain containing 3 (gene HDHD3). The record is from RefSeq and is a predicted model, not a curated record. Gene Ontology annotation, cellular component: nucleus. Lineage: Eukaryota; Metazoa; Chordata; Aves; Passeriformes; Sturnidae.
GCGGUGUUUCCGGGCAGCGGCGCAGGUGGGCCCCGGCACUGCGGCACCCCCAGCCCGCAGUCCCCGCGCUCCGGGAGCUCGGCCCGGCGAGCGCCAGGACCGCCCCGCACCUCCGGGACCCGCGGGGACACCGCGAGUGUGCACCUGCCUUCCACCCGGACACCCCGGCCGUGCCCCGGAUCCCCAGCCCGGAUCGAGCUCCGGUGCCCCAGCUCGCCCCGUCCGCAGCACCCACGUGGGGAGUGGCACUGCCCCGGCCUGGCAGACUUUGCCCCUGGCACUCGGAGCUGGGUUUGCCCUCCCUGCCGCGUUCCAUGCUGACCCCGGAGGGGCCCUGAGCUCCGCCGGAGGGACACCGACGCUGGUGCUGAGGUGCACAAAGGGCUGGGGUGCCCGCAGCGCUGUGAUGUGAGUGGCACCGCGGGGCUGGGCUGUGUCCCCGGGCGCUGCUGAGGCCAUGCUCCGGCUGCGCCUGCUGACCUGGGACGUGAAGGACACGCUGCUGCGGCUGCGGCAGCCCGUGGGCCAGAGCUACGCGGCCGAGGCCCGGGCCCAGGGGCUGCAGGUGCAGCCCGAGGCUCUGGGGCGCUCCUUCAGGGAGGUGUACGGAGCCCACAGCCGGCGCUUCCCCAACUACGGCCACGGCCAGGGGCUCAGCUCCCGGCAGUGGUGGCUGGAUGUUGUCAAGCAGAGCUUCAGGCUGUCGGGCGUGCAGGACGAGGCAGCCCUGACGAAGCUGGCAGAAAAGCUCUACCGCGACUACUGCAGCUCCCACACCUGGGAGCUGCUGCCGGGAGCCGCCGAGACCCUGGGCCGGUGCCGCCAGCUCGGCUUCCGCAUGGGAGUGGUGUCCAACUUCGACAGCCGGCUGGAAGUCAUCCUCUCACGGUGCAACCUGCGGCACCACUUCGAGUUCGUGCUCACCUCCGAGGCCGCGGGUUUCGCCAAGCCGGACGGGAGGAUCUUCGAGCAGGCGCUGCGGCUCGGCGGGGCCCGGCCCGAGCAGGCGGCUCACAUCGGCGAUGACUACAGCCGGGAUUACCGGGCAGCCCGGGCCGCGGGCAUGCACAGCUUCCUGCUGCGGGCGGCCGGGCACGGCGACGGGCCAGAGGUGCCCCCCGAGCACGUCCUGCCCACGCUCAGCCACCUCCUGGCUCGCAUCGAGAAGGAGUAGCUGCGGUUCGGAGGGGUCCAGCGCUGCUGCCCAGUGCUGAGCUGUUCUGACUGAGAUUUCCUACUGCCAGGUGGGCAGGGAAGAAAAGCAGCAAGUCUGAGCUGCCUAUGGAGCAGGAGGAGUGUUCAUGCAAUAAAACAUUUCUGAUGCCCAGCA